Sapajus apella (tufted capuchin) is the source of this 9219-nucleotide messenger RNA. RefSeq names its product fibroblast growth factor receptor substrate 2 (gene FRS2). NCBI's taxonomy places the organism in Eukaryota, Metazoa, Chordata, Mammalia, Primates, Cebidae. The record is from RefSeq and is a predicted model, not a curated record. Gene Ontology annotation, cellular component: cytoplasm; cell-cell junction. Bases 2852 to 4378 code for a protein of 508 amino acids. The transcript has 9 exons. Gene Ontology annotation, biological process: cell surface receptor protein tyrosine kinase signaling pathway.
CCCAAAGUGCUAGGUUAACAGGUGUGAGCCACUGUGCCUGGCCUCUUCUAAUUUCCAUUUCCUUUUCUCAUUUCUCCAGUUUCCGUUUCUAAAAACUGAAUAUCACCAAAUGAGGAAACGGAGGCAAAGGAAGUGUGAAUUUUAUUCUGUAGUUGUCAACUUUUGGCUUAAUGGUUUGGUAAUAUAGUUCUGUGGAACAUUUCUCUGCUUUUACGGUGGUGGGAUAGUAGGAUUCACUGUAUAGCUAACCUUAAAAUACUAAUUCCAUAAAAUAAAGGGAAUACAUAAUAAGAAUCUAACAAUAGAGUAAAUAAGCACUAAGGUGGUAUUCUCAUACUAGGGAAAAUUUUUGAUUUAUUACAUCAUCAAACAAUGUGUUCUACAAGUUUUAUUAUUUUAACUAUAUAGGUGGUCUUGCAUCUAAAAAAGAAUGUCACUUAAAAGUCUUGUAGUACGGCAUAAAAGUUCUAUUAGACAUGGAACUAUGUUUCUGCCAAUAACUCGACAUUUUGAGUACAGUUAGCAUCUUACUUGGAAUUUGAGAUUGGAUACAAAAAUAUCCUAGGUCUGAGAAAAGACAUAGUAAAUUGCACCAACACAAACCUUUUAUGUAUUUGUAGUGGAGGAAAAGUCUACGUUGAGUUUGCAUGGGAAAAAUAUCAUAAAAACUCUUUAUGCUUUUAACCAGUAUAUUGGACCUCAUUUUGUGAUGAUUACUUUGUAUGACUAAUUUCCAAUGCAGAUUCCAAGAAUGUUUCUGCACAUUAGUUCCUUAUGUUUUUUCUGUUAUUUUCACCUUUGGUUAGUUGGAAUCUACCCCCAAUCACUAUGUCUUGUUCCAGAAGUGUUUCAUUAGUUUUUCUUAUCUUAAUUUUAUUUUCGUGUUUUCUUUAAUGUUUUUCUACUAACCUAAAAAUUUCUCCUAGUGCUUUAAAAAAUUAUGAGACAGUAAAGUUGUCUUCAGAUGUUUUUUAUUUUUACCCAAAGACUAUUUGAGUUGGCUUGCAAGACGUGCAUAAAUUUCUUUUCAUGGGGAAGAGUCACUUUGAGCAUUAACACUUCUGGGAAUUGUUUCAAAAUGUAGUUUAUUGUCUUAAUGUUAAUAAGAGUUCCGGAAGUCUGGUAGGGUUUUGUUUUGUUUUGUUUUGUUUUUUGUCCUGUAUCCCCAAAGACUAUAUUUAAUUUUGUUUUAAUUGGGUUCUGUAACACUUGAAUUGGUUUGACCCUGGAUCCUUCAUAAAACUAUUAAUUACUUUUAGUAGUCUCUUGAGUUUAUCCAGUAUUUUAGAAUACAGUUAUGCUGAUAAAUUUGGGAAGUAUUCUCUUUUUUUUCCUUCCCUUUUCUUUCAUCAUCUGACUGAUCCGUAUUCUUUAGGAAAAAUAUUUUAAAAUAUUAAUGCUAUUAAUUAUUACGUGUAUUUUAUCAACUAGAAAAAUUUAAUGUUAAGACUAUAAUCCGGCAUUAGAUAAAACUUCAUGGUGACAGCAAUUAAAUUGUAUAAUUUAACUUUUGGUAAGCUGUGGAAGUGUGUAUAGACUGUUUUUAUAGUUAUCGCUGAAAUGUAACUAAAGUUCAAAGGUGUCUAACUGGCCAUUAGGAUAUAUACGAUUGGUCAUAUAUUUAACUAGCCUGAUACGUGGUCAUUGAAGCUGACUAAUAAUUUAAUAUACAGUAUUUCAUGUGUUUUUGUGUGUAUGUAUGAACUGAUACACUGAUAUUAUUUUUUAGAGAGUAAAAAAUAAUAAAUUCCUGAAUGGUCAAUGAAAUACUUCAGUGAAUGUUACUAUUCAUUAUUGAUUUUCUGAAUAUGAUUGGUUGAAACACUGAUCUGAGCUUCUGAUAUGCUCUUGAUAUCCAUUAUAAUUGUUUUUUUGUUGACAGGUUCAUAUAAUAUAAUUUUAAGUGUUAAACUAAGACAUAAUCAGGAUGAUAUGUACUAAAAAUCACGUAACCUAUGUAAAUGUAAGUAAAAAUAAUUAUCCAUCCAUAACUACAUGACUGCUUUGUGGAGUAAUUAAGAGAAUAGAUUUUGGAGUCAGGCUCCUGGAUUUGAAUCCUGGCUCUACCACUUAGCUGUGGGACUUGGGUAAGUAACUGAAUCUGUGACUCAGUUUCUUCAUCUGUAAAAUGGGGAUAAUAUUGAUAACUGUAUCAUAAGGUGGUUAUGAUGAGUAAACAAACUGUAAAGUGCUUAGGACAGUUGUUGGCACACACGGUGAGUACCAUACAAGUGUCAGUUAAAUAUGAUUUAAAAUUACAGUUUAUAGAACAAUUCAUAUUUUUUCCUUGGUCAUUUACCAGAAUCACAAGAGCCUCUGUGUUGUAGCCUUAUUGUUACUACCCUCACUGCCAUCAUCACUACCAUCACCUCUACUACUUGUACUACUAUUAGUACUAGUACUGCUUCCUCCUCCUCCUCCACUUCCUCUUCUUUUUCUUUUUCAUCAUCAGAGACUCUGCUUAGUUAAAGUACUUUCCUGGAUAUACACCUUUGGAGGCUGAACCUGACAAGUUGAGAUGCUAAGUGAAGAUCACUCAACUCUACGUAAAGUGGCAGAGCUGGGAUUAAGACCCUGGUCAUCUGCUCCAUAAAUGACCAUUAAGAAGUAGAUGCCCAGAUGCAAAAGUGAUGAAACAGUCCAUUUGUCAUAAAGUAAGAUGCAGCUGUGUCGUGUCAACCACCUUGGAACAAAAUUGUAUCUGUUUUUCUCAGAAGAGAAUUCCACAAGGUUAAGUCAGCAAACAAAGAAGACAUGGUAUUUUGAAGUAUGAUUAAACUCCUGAUGCUGCAGCAGAGGCUAAGAAUAUUAAUGGCCAGAUCUAGUACACACAUGGUCUUCUGAAGAAGCCAUGGGUAGCUGUUGUAGCUGUCCAGAUAAAGACACUGUCCCAGAUAACCAUCGGAACAAGUUUAAGGUCAUUAAUGUGGAUGAUGAUGGGAAUGAGUUAGGUUCUGGCAUAAUGGAACUUACAGACACAGAGCUGAUUUUAUACACCCGCAAACGUGACUCAGUAAAAUGGCACUACCUCUGCCUGCGACGCUAUGGCUAUGACUCGAAUCUCUUUUCUUUUGAAAGUGGUCGAAGGUGUCAAACUGGACAAGGAAUCUUUGCCUUUAAGUGUGCCCGUGCAGAAGAAUUAUUUAACAUGUUGCAAGAGAUUAUGCAAAAUAAUAGUAUAAAUGUGGUGGAAGAGCCAGUUGUAGAAAGAAAUAAUCAUCAGACAGAAUUGGAAGUCCCUAGAACACCUCGAACACCUACAACUCCAGGAUUUGCUGCUCAGAACUUACCUAAUGGAUAUCCCCGAUAUCCCUCAUUUGGAGAUGCUUCAUCCCAUCCUUCAAGCAGACAUCCUUCUGUGGGAAGUGCUCGCCUGCCUUCAGUAGGGGAAGAAUCUACACAUCCUUUGCUUGUGGCUGAGGAACAAGUCCAUACCUAUGUCAACACUACAGGUGUGCAAGAAGAGCAGAAAAACCGCAUAAGUGUGCAUGUUCCAUUGGAGGCAAGGGUUUCUAACGCUGAAAGCAACACACCAAAAGAAGAACCAAGUAGUAUUGAAGACAGGGAUCCUCAGAUUCUUCUUGAAUCUGAAGGGGUCAAAUUUGUUUUAGGGCCAACCCCUGUUCAAAAGCAAUUAAUGGAAAAAGAGAAACUGGAGCAACUUGGAAGAGAUCAAGUUAGUGGAAGUGGAGCAAAUAACACAGAAUGGGACACUGGCUAUGACAGUGAUGAACGAAGAGAUGCACCCUCUGUUAACAAACUGGUGUAUGAAAAUAUAAAUGGGCUAUCUAUCCCUAGUGCCUCAGGGGUCAGGAGAGGUCGUCUGACAUCCACCAGUACCUCAGAUACCCAGAAUAUCAACAACUCAGCUCAGAGAAGAACUGCAUUAUUAAACUAUGAAAAUCUACCAUCAUUGCCUCCUGUUUGGGAAGCCCGCAAGCUAAGUAGGGAUGAAGAUGACAAUUUAGGACCAAAGACCCCAUCUCUAAAUGGCUACCAUAAUAAUCUAGAUCCAAUGCAUAACUAUGUAAAUACAGAGAAUGUAACAGUGCCGGCAAGUGCUCACAAAAUAGAAUAUUCAAGGCGUCGGGACUGUACACCAACAGUCUUUAACUUUGAUAUCAGACGCCCAAGUUUAGAACACAGGCAGCUUAAUUACAUACAGGUUGACUUGGAAGGUGGCAGUGACUCUGACAACCCUCAAACUCCGAAAACGCCUACAACUCCCCUUCCACAAACCCCUACCAGGCGCACAGAGCUGUAUGCCGUGAUAGACAUCGAGAGAACUGCUGCUAUGUCAAAUUUGCAGAAAGCACUGCCACGAGAUGAUGGUACAUCUAGGAAAACUAGACACAAUAGUACUGAUCUGCCCAUGUGAGCCUGGAAAGCAUUAUGUUGUUUGCACCUUUGUGAAGUUUUUAAAAAUGAAGAUGCAAGUGCUUCAUUUUCAUUUCUAAACACUAACUCCUUUUAUAGACUGAUAAAAUUUUUUCUGAAUAUUUCAUGUGCAUCUUUAACUAAAGGGAAUUAAUGUAGAGCAGGUACUCCUUAAAGAACACUAAUUUCAUUAUAUACUACUCAUUGUACAGCAGCAUUCCUGUUUUCACAGUGCCUAUUUAAAAUGAGAGUUGAAGUGAAUGACAUGCUGGUUGAUUUUUAUCAAUAUUAUGGACUUAUGCAUAUCUUUCAUGUCUAAGUCAUGCUUGGCUUUUAAAACUUUUUAUAAAGCCUCCUGACAAUGUGCAUUGCUAACAGAUAACUAUAGGCUUUGAGAGUAAUGCUCAUAGAUUCACUCUUCACAGUAUGUGGCCUCCAGCAUGUAACAUGAGGAAUUCUUUAUUUCAUUAAUUAAAGGCUUUUUGACUUGAGCCAAAACAUAUGUAAAGGAAACAGAAGUACCACACCUCCUCUAGUACCAGUCAGCUCCUUUGCCUUCAUUGUUACUAGAAAGAAGCCUGUGUCCAUGAAUAUGUUUUGCUGUUGGUGCAUUGAAAGGCAGGAAGGAGACAAGAUUUUCUAUUUACUCAUCUCAUGAUGUCAUUUGAAGGGCAUGUCCAGAUAUCUUACUCAGAAUUAUAAUAGGCUCAAGAAUUAGUCUCAGGUCACUUUACCCAAAAACAUUUGAAAAUCUGAACCAUGAUCUCUUGAAAGUUUCUCUCCUAUAGAUUAUUGACAACAUAUUGUUUUCUGGAGGCAUUUGUGCCAUUAGGUUUUCAUUUAUCUUCGAUUUUUUCUUUGGUGUUCGGGAUAUCUUAUUUUUGUUGCCGUAUGUCCUUUUCAAUUUAAAAUGUUUGAGUUUGUAUAUAGUUUUGAAAUUGGACUAUGUGUUCAUUGUUGUUUAGUUUGCAUUUUUGUCAAAGUACGGUUUUGAAGGCUCAUUUGGAACUUACUGUUAUUCUAUAACAGGGUUGCCCUUGUCCAGUAUUUAUUUAUAUGCUGUUUACUUUUCAAGUUGAUAAAAACAGUUUCUCAAUUCUAAAUUUCCUGUGUCCAUAGGUGAUCUAUUUAGCAACUGAGAAAAAAAAGGAAGAUGCUUUUAACAUGCAAAGUUCCCUCCAGGCGUACUGUGUUUUCUCCGUGGGCGCUCUCCCAGCACUUUAGCAGUAACUCCCCAGCUGCACGCUGCAGUCAUACUCUGCCUACUCUAGCGUUCCUCAGCUCUGCUGUCCUUUUCCUUGUAGCUGGAUCUUUGAUUAUCCUUUGAUUUCCAUGAAAUGUUAAUAUUGUUGCCAGCAUAGCAGGUACAGUGGAAGUCUUGUAGCAAUGAGAUUGUGUCACAAUUUAGGAUUUAAAAUGAGUUAAAGUUUAUAUAAACUAAAGAGUCUCCAUAUGUCAAACUCUUGGAAAAUCAAAGAUGUUCCAAUGUCCUAAACACUAGAGAAUACGAGAGAAGGUAGAGUGGGAAAAGGUUAGAUAACCUUGCAAAAUAUUUUACUAUUUUCUCUAAAUAUGAGGAAGUUUGAGAUUAUGAUCUGGAUCUACCAGAUGUAACAAAGGUUAAUUUAGCAUGAAAAAGUUUUAGUCAUAUUAGCAUCCAUCCUAUUCAGUAAAUAAACAAAUCAUAGGACAGUGAUGGAUUAGCAGAACAAUAGAGUGGGAUCAUUAUAAAGAAAAUAAAUUAUUAAAGGUGUCUUUAUCGUUUUUAGUGCCAUAUUUAGUGUCUUUUUUGUAAAUCAGUAUCAGUGUCUUUUAUCAUUCUAUGUGCAUAGCAGGAUUUUCUUUUCCCCCUUUUGUUGCCCCAUGAACUUGGUGCUUAUUACAGUGUUCACUGUUCUCUUAAAAGAGAGCAGUGGUAUAGGUGUGCAGUUUCCCUGAUGCAGGUUCCAUUUUUAAUAUAUUGUUCCACUUAUUCUUUCUUCUAAGUAAAUUACUAAUUGUGCCAAAUUUAUGUAAUAGUUUUUGUAAUGUGGGAUAAGAAUUACAAUGGAACCAAUGCACAUAGUUUUUUCUGAAACAAGCAGUCAAGGCAGAACAUUAAUCUCCAAAUGAAAGGGCUGAUCUAUUUAUUCAUUUUGGAGGUUGGAUACUUUAUUCUUUCUUUCCGUCAUCCUUUUCAUUGUUUCCUUCAGAUUCUAAUUAGUUUUUCUUUUUUUAAGAUAACUCCAAUAUAAUCAUUGCUGUUAAUGCUUUAAAUACUAUGUGCUUUAAAAAUGAAAAUGGGACCAAUUUGUCUGCUAAGAAUUUGAUUUUAGGUACUAUAAGAGUAUUAGAAAGUUAUAUACGACUGGUGUUAAUUUCUAGUUGUCUUCUAGAAAUCACUUGUGUUCCUAUUUAAUAAAAGGUAAUUUAGAAUACUACUUGUCCUUUGCAGUAGUUUAGUAGUGGGCAUUAAGCUGUGUCCUGGAAGGAUGUACCUAUUAGUAGGUGCAUUUUAGAAUGAGAUAUUAAUAUUUUAUUAGCAUAUAAUUGUGGCCAUAUGUCUCUGAUUUUCUGAGGCAGAUCUAAUUUUAGAUAUUCUGUUAGUAGACCAUGUGAUCCUUCUUUUUGGUUUUGGAAAUAUAAUCACUGUUAAUGUUUUCCCUCCAAAUAGAAUACUGUUUUAUCCAUAUAAAUCAUAACAGCAUCUAUCCCAUGCCAGGGUUGGAAACUGAUAUUGGUAUUACCUGUGUUUUUUCUUUGUGUGUUUUAUUUCCCAGUUUCAUCUUCUUUUAAAAAUGAAAAUAUGGUGCCUUCCCUCCCUCCAGGAAGAUUGGCAAAUAGUUCCUUUUAUUUACUGCUGCUGUGGAGUGAUGAGAUAUGCACUUUACUCUUGAAGAUUCAGCAAAAAGCUUUUCACUUCCCAGUAUAUCCAGAAUACAUCACAUCUGGGACUUAGGAAAAUUUGCCAAGCAAUCCUUGUUUUUAUAGAUAUUAAUGUUGAUCCCCCCCAUUCAAUGUUAUAAGAACAAGUCAAGCUAGUGUUUGUUUAUCUCCUCUCCCUCCCCAAAACUGUGGCACAGCAUAUAAAAAUGUACCUCAAUAAUGUUCUAUUAAAAAUGGGACAGGGGCCUUAUGUUUUCAUAAUUUCCCAACAAUGUGCCACCAUAUUUUUGCCUCAAGGUAAAGGUUUUAACAGACUAAAAAGUACUUCCCAAUUCCCUGUGCUAUUUCUAACCUAUGAUGCCCAAGUGUUUUGUGCAAUGUGUAGUGUGUGUGUAUAAAUACAUAUAUUCUUGAAAUAGACAUACCAUCAGAGACAUCAUUCACAAGUAACUGAUGUAUUGGUAUCUCAUUCAUAUUUCUGAUGUGUGAGGUAUAUGGUACUAAUUACCUUUUCCUUGAUGUUUGCCAAAUUUGAAUAAAGACAUUGGUACGAAAUUACAGAAUGUAAAGAAAAUGUUUUUGGCUUGAAAAAUUAACAAAUAUUUUAUGACAUACCACAAUAUACUCUGCCCAAACCAGCACCCUAUCUAUCUUUCCUGUUCUUUACAUCCCUGUUCCCCAUCCCUACUUCCUCAUUUUUUGGGGGUAUAACAGUUCUUUUGUAGCAUCCUUAUAAUUGCAAUUCUAUGGCAAUUGGACAAUUAUAGCAUGGAAACAGACUGGUAUUAAUAGUACAGUAGUCACCAGUGUGCCACAUUUGCAUUAGUAAUGCAAAAUAUACAUUUUAUAAGGAACAAACUUUGUGUUAUGUUUUAUUUUCAUUACAUUGUAUAAUAUUGUAAGAUUAUUGUAUGUCCUAAUUUGCAUUAUAAAUGUUUUUUUCCUACGUAAAGGCAUAAAUAUAGCAACUUUGUAUAAAGGUAGCUUAUUAGAUUUUUAAUUUUUUCUUUUAUAAAAAAUGGUCUAACAGUGGGACUACCAUUGCCAAAUUGUACAUGAAAUAUGAAUUUUACCCCCAUGGUUAACUUCUUUUAUAAACAUUCCAUAUUUCUCUAAUAAAAGAUAUAAGUGAUACUAUACUAUGCAUAAAUUGUAUCUUAAUGCUGUUUCAGAUCAGCAUUUUAAAUUUUGGUUUGCAUUUUUACUAUUGGCAAAACGUAACCACUGUUAAUUAAAAUAAAACCUUGUAUAUGUAACAACAUAAUUUGCCCUCUAUCCCUUCCCACCCUUUGUUCUCUAUUUCUCCCUAUCAGUGCCAACUUCAUACAUUUUGUAGCAUGGCAAUAAAAUGUAACUUUUACACUGAGGCCGAGUGUGGCUUUUUGGAGGAAGUGGGGAUGGGAUGAUUGCUCUCUAGUUGUCCUUUGCAUAUGACUCUCUUUGCUGUAUAAGCCGUGUCAUCAGGCACGAAAAGUUCUCUCAUACACGAUGUAAACAUGCUUUUAAGGACAAGUGUGAAUGUGCUUUUAAACUUAAUUUUUGUCAUGACAACUAAUUUUUUUUUAUCUUUGGAGAAGUCAGAGUUCUUGAAGUACAAUCAAACUUUUAUUAACUGGAGUACUUAUAAUAAGCUAGUAAUUGAAUUUAGUUCAACAAGGGCUAAGCAACACAUUUUUAAAAUCCUUAUUUAUUAUAGAGUAUUAGUAUACUUUACUGUCCUACAAAUUAUGUAAAAUAUGGUUUAAUCUUAGAUGACUUAGGAUUUUGCAAUGCCUUACUGUUGUCAUUUUGGCAUAAAUAUCCAUGAUGAGGUACUCAAGUUGAUACUGGAAGCUGAGCUGACCAUACACUAACCUGAAGCAUUCAUGAAAAACUGCUUUGUUGAAUAAAGUCUGAUUGGAGUUCUUUUCAUGCUCACUUUCCCCUUAUUGCUGAAAGUAGAUUGCAAUAAAAACCCCAAUAAAAAGUUUGGUUGGA